AUGGGAGAACGGAGACAGGGAAAGGCACAGACUCAACAAGCAGAGGGUGGCAGUCCUAGCACUUUUCCCACGUUUUCCCUGUCUCCUCCUUUCCGAGGUGCCUCCCUGAGCCUGGUGAACGGUAGAAACCGGUGCGAGGGGCGCGUAGAGAUUUACCACUAUGGGGGCCGGGGCACCGUCUGCGAUGACAGCUGGGACCUGAACGACGCCGAGGUCGUGUGCAGGCAGCUGGGAUGUGGCUUUGCUGUUUCUGCACCAUCCAAUGCCUACUUUGGACAAGGCACGGGCAGUAUCUACCUGGACGAUGUGCGCUGCACCGGGAACGAGUCCUCCCUCUUCCAGUGCAGCCACAAUGGCUGGGGUGUCCACAACUGUGUCCACAGUGAAGACGCUGGUGUUGUGUGUUCAGGUGCCUCCCUGAGCCUGGUGAACGGUAGAAACCGGUGCGAGGGGCGCGUAGAGAUUUACCACUAUGGGGGCCGGGGCACCGUCUGCGAUGACAGCUGGGACCUGAACGACGCCGAGGUCGUGUGCAGGCAGCUGGGAUGUGGCUUUGCUGUUUCUGCACCAUCCAAUGCCUACUUUGGACAAGGCACGGGCAGUAUCUACCUGGACGAUGUGCGCUGCACCGGGAACGAGUCCUCCCUCUUCCAGUGCAGCCACAAUGGCUGGGGUGUCCACAACUGUGUCCACAGUGAAGACGCUGGUGUUGUGUGUUCAGGUGCCUCCCUGAGCCUGGUGAACGGUAGAAACCGGUGCGAGGGGCGCGUAGAGAUUUACCACUAUGGGGGCCGGGGCACCGUCUGCGAUGACAGCUGGGACCUGAACGACGCCGAGGUCGUGUGCAGGCAGCUGGGAUGUGGCUUUGCUGUUUCUGCACCAUCCAAUGCCUACUUUGGACAAGGCACGGGCAGUAUCUACCUGGACGAUGUGCGCUGCACCGGGAACGAGUCCUCCCUCUUCCAGUGCAGCCACAAUGGCUGGGGUAUCCACAACUGUGUCCACAGUGAAGAUGCUGGUGUUGUGUGCUCAGGUGCCUCCCUGAGCCUGGUGAACGGUAGAAACCGGUGCGAGGGGCGCGUAGAGAUUUACCACUAUGGGGGCCGGGGCACCGUCUGCGAUGACAGCUGGGACCUGAACGACGCCGAGGUCGUGUGCAGGCAGCUGGGAUGUGGCUUUGCUGUUUCUGCACCAUCCAAUGCCUACUUUGGACAAGGCACGGGCAGUAUCUACCUGGACGAUGUGCGCUGCACCGGGAACGAGUCCUCCCUCUUCCAGUGCAGCCACAAUGGCUGGGGUGUCCACAACUGUGUCCACAGUGAAGAUGCUGGUGUUGUGUGCUCAGGUACCAUUGCUUUUCUUCCUAGCUACCAGGAUCCUUUCCAAAACGGGCCCUUGUGGGCCACAGUGAGCUCUGUGUUGGAGACAUGUUCCAAGAUUGUGGUUUAUGUUGCUCCCACCAUUGAUGACCAGCCUGCCAAGAUCACCAGGCUCUCCAUUGCCCAUGUGAUGGGGUUGCAAGGUGGAUGCCAGAAUGACUAUAUUGAGAUUUAUGAUGGGCCACUCAAUACUUCUCCUCUGCUUGGAAGAGUUUGUUCUAGUUAUGGUCUCACAUACACAUCAUCAUCAAACUUCAUGGCUGUCAGAUUUCACAGUGACUCCAGGUAUUCCGCUCUUGUAUGCUUGCCAACGUACAUGCGCGCAGUAGUGGACAGGCGUUAUCUCCAGUCACAAGGCUACUCAGUGUGGAACAUCAGCUUGUCUGACCCUUACUGUAGACCAACAAUUACUUCAACUGAGGUUAUAUUCAACAUUCCGUACAAUGGCUGUGGUACACGUAGACAGGGCAACAAUGAAACAAUCACCUACUCCAAUGUGAUAAGAGUGCCUGCUUUUGGUUACAUCAUCAAGAGGCAAAGGGACCUUUAUUUGAACGUCGACUGCAAAAUGCUCCAGAACACCUGGGUGCAAGCAAUGUACAUUGCCAAUGACAUCAUUAAUGCCAAUGAAAGUCUGUCUCAGUAUGGCAGAUACAGUGUGAACCUAACAUUCUACAAUUCCUCAUCUUUCCUGUGGCCAGUGCAUGACUUCCCAUACUACGUUGACCUGAAUCAGGAUUUGUUCCUUCAAGCUUCCCUUCACAGCUCUGACCCAAAUUUGGCAGUGUUUGUGGACACAUGCGUGGCAUCACCUGAUCCUAACGACUUUAGAACACUGACCUAUGAAUUGAUUAGAAGUGGGUGUGUCAAGGAUCCUACCUACUCUUCUUACUAUUCACCAUACAGCAGCGUUGCUCGGUUUGCCUUUAAUGCUUUUUCAUUUGUUAAUCGAUACCAGUUAGUUUACCUGCAGUGUGAGCUGGUGGUGUGCAGGACCUAUGACUACUCUUCUCGUUGCUAUCAAGGCUGUGUUCGUAGGUUCAAGAGGGAUGCAGGUUCUUCCCAGGAUAAAAUGAGUGUUGUUGUUGGACCUGUCCAGCUUCGGGAAGCUCACGCUGAGAACAGGAAUGCUGAGCUGGCCUCUGACAUUGAGGUGAAAGGGGAGUCUCAGGACUCAGUGCCUGCUGCCAGCUCCCACGUUCCUCUGGCUGUGAUCAUUGUGGUGCUGAUUGCUGCUGUUCUCAGAGUGGGAGGAUUUCUUUUGAAGCUGAACCGUCUCCGGCUGGUGAACGGAAGGCACAGAUGUGAAGGUCGCGUGGAGAUCUAUUACAGAGGACGGCGUGGGACAGUUUGCGAUGAUUUCUGGGACUUUUCUGAUGCCCAGGUUGUGUGCAGGCAGCUGGGAUGCGGCCGGGCCAUUGGAGCUCCAGGCAGUGCUUACUUUGGGCAAGGCUCAGGCGACAUCCUGCUGGACAAUGUGCAGUGUAACGGAGAUGAAGCCUCCUUGUUUCUCUGUAAACACCUCGGAUGGAGGGUACACAACUGUGCUCACUAUGAAGAUGCUGGUGUUGUCUGUUCAGGUGCUGAUGCAAGGUCCAUCCUGCGCCUGGCGGGCGGGAGGCACGGCUGCGAGGGCCGCGUGGAGCUGUACGAUGGCAGCAGCUGGGGCACGGUGUGCGACGACCUGUGGGACCUGCGCGAUGCCCGGGUGGUGUGCAGGCAGCUGGGCUGCGGACAGCCCGUGGCCGCCCCGGGCAACGCGCGCUUUGGACCCGGCUCCGGCCGCAUCUUCCUGGACGAUGCACAUUGCCGCGGGGACGAGCCCUCGCUCCAGAUGUGCCCGAACAACGGCUGGGGAGUGCACAACUGCCAGCACACGGAGGACGCCGGCGUCGUCUGUGCAGCAACACCUACAGCCCCUCCUGCCCAAGUGCCGUACACAACAGGGUCCAUCCUGCGCCUGGCGGGCGGGAGGCACGGCUGCGAGGGCCGCGUGGAGCUGUACGAUGGCAGCAGCUGGGGCACGGUGUGCGAUGACCUGUGGGACCUGCGCGAUGCCCGGGUGGUGUGCGGGCAGCUGGGCUGCGGACAGCCCGUGGCCGCCCCGGGCAAUGCGCGCUUCGGGCCCGGCUCCGGCCGCAUCUUCCUGGACGAUGUACAUUGCCGCGGGGACGAGCCCUCGCUCCAGAUGUGCCCGAACAACGGCUGGGGAGUGCACAACUGCCAGCACACGGAGGACGCCGGCGUCGUCUGUGCAGCACCUUAUUUUUGUGGUGGCUCAAUCUCAAAUUCCUCGGGGGUGCUGCAGACUCCCUUCUACCCUGGAAGUUAUCCAAACAAUGCUGACUGCGUGUGGGAAAUACAAGUAGAGAACAAUUUCCGUGUUAUGCUCACAUUUAGAGAUAUUGCGAUGCAAAGUAGCAGAUGCCAGUAUGACUACGUUGAAGUCUAUGAUGGGCCUCUACACUCUUCCCCACUUCUUGGGAGGCUUUGUUCUGGUUCGUUUCCCACAUACACAUCCUCUUCAAACAUGAUGACCGUUCGCUUUCACAGCGAUUCUAGAGACACCUUCAGAGGGUUUCAGGCUCACUACUCCUCUAUUCCAGCAGUUCACAACUCUACCCUUCGGUGCUUGCCAGACUACAUGCAUGCAGUGGUUAGCAAAGACUACCUCCAGUCUCAAGGCUACUUGGCACAGAUGGUUGCUCUGAAUGACAAUAGUUGUAGACCAACAAUCACGUCACGUGAGGUUAUAUUCAACAUUCCCUACAACGGCUGUGGGACGAUACGAGAGGAGAACAAUGAUACCAUCAACUAUUCCAACACGAUCAAAGUUACAUCUUCUGGGCACAUAAUCAGGAGGAAAAAGAAUAUUAACUUACAUAUCAGUUGCAAAAUGCUACAGAAAACAUGGAUGCAAAUAAUGUAUGUUGCUGAAGACACUGUAGAUGUGAAUGAACAUCAGUUUGGAAGAUACAACAUGAACAUCACUUUCUAUGAUUCCUCAUCGUUCCUGCGGCAAGUGCACAACUCCCCGUACUACAUUGACUUGAAUCAAAAUUUGUACCUUCAAGCUUAUCUUCACAGCUCUGACCCAAAUCUGAUCGUGUUUGUGGACACAUGUGUGGCAUCACCUGACCCUCAUGAUUUUAACAGGCUGGCCUAUGAUAUAAUCAGGAAUGGAUGUGUUAGAGAUUCUUCCUAUGCCACAUACUACUCCCCCUACAGCCACUUUGCUCGGUUCAAGUUUAACGCCUUUGAGUUCAUCAGCCGCCAUCCAUUAGUCUACCUGCGGUGCGAGCUGGUGGUGUGCAGGCUCCGUGACUAUUCCUCCCGCUGCUACCGGGGCUGUGUUAGCAGGUCCAAGAGAGAUGCAAGUUCUGCUGAGGAAAGAGUGAAUGUGGUUGUCGGGCCACUUCAGCUUCGAGGAGGUGGUGCUCAGAGUAGGAAUAUUGGUAAAGUCAAAUAA
Strigops habroptila (Kakapo) is the source of this 4848-nucleotide messenger RNA. RefSeq names its product deleted in malignant brain tumors 1 (gene DMBT1). The transcript is spliced from 19 exons. The record is from RefSeq and is a predicted model, not a curated record. Bases 1 to 4848 code for a protein of 1615 amino acids. Lineage: Eukaryota; Metazoa; Chordata; Aves; Psittaciformes; Psittacidae. Gene Ontology annotation, cellular component: membrane.